Molecule: messenger RNA, 6388 nt
Organism: Astyanax mexicanus (Mexican tetra)
Lineage: Eukaryota; Metazoa; Chordata; Actinopteri; Characiformes; Acestrorhamphidae
Gene: asxl1
Product: ASXL transcriptional regulator 1
Exons: 13
Coding region: 622-5688 (1688 amino acids)
Biological process (GO): animal organ morphogenesis; positive regulation of transcription by RNA polymerase II
Cellular component (GO): PR-DUB complex
Molecular function (GO): DNA binding; chromatin binding; peroxisome proliferator activated receptor binding
Source: RefSeq, a predicted model, not a curated record
GAGUGUAAAGAGGGGGAUGGGGAGAGUGUUGUUUUGUGUUGCAUUCCUGCAGUGUGGGCUUGACCUUUGACCUCGCUGUUGUGUCUGUGUGUGCGCGCGCGGUGUUCUGCGGGCGGGUUUGUGCGGGUAUAGCUCUGUAUAGUAUUUGUAUUUUUAUAGCGGAAUGCCCGGUGCUCGUGUGCUGGCGGCGGUGCGUGGUGCUGGGGCUUGGUCGCUGUGCGCCCUGCGUUGCGUGUUUACUGGUUAGCUGCGGGGGAAACGGAGGCAGCUACAAAAGCCUGGCGCUGCUGGAAGAGAAGAAAAAGAAGAAGAAGAAGGCGGCGGCGGAACGACUGGGGGAGCUUUUGUGUUUUCGCAGGAGCCGAGUAUUUGUGGCCGUCGUUUUUGCGAGCUGAGCGGGCGGGGGUACGGUUCCAUCUGCGCUACAGGGCUGAGCUGUGGUGGUUCGGCUGCUGCAGAAAAGGCUCGGUCAGGGUCACUCCGCUAGUAAGUUAGCUAGCCUGCCCGCCCGCCCGUGCUGCUGCCUGCGCUAGCUCACACGUUUCAUAUCCGCCAGCGCUGCUGCAGCAGCCGUAGUAGUAAUAGUAGUAUCAGACGCAUCGGCGAGAGAAGACCGAGGAAAUGAAGGACAAACAGAAGAGAAAGAAGGAGCGUACGUGGGCAGAGGCCGCCCGUAUGGUUCUUGAGGACUUCUCUGAUGCCCCCAUGACGCCCAAACAGAUCCUCCAAGUCAUCCAGACAAAGGGACUCAAAGAAAUGAGAAGUGGCACAGCCCCACUGGCCUGCCUGGUCACCAUGCUCCACUCCCAGGUGAGGGGCGACAGAGUGAAGAACAGCAUCUUCUUCAAGCUGCCAGGACGGAUGAGCCUCUUCACCCUGAAGAAAAAUGCCCCCCAAUGGUCAAAGAACCCAGCAGCCUCUGAGGCCGCUGACCCCACCUGCACAUCAGCAGCUUCAACCACAUCCACAGUUGGAGCAGCGGAGGGGGCGGAGCAGGAGAGCUGUGACUCCACAGAGACUGCUGCUGCUAGUGGUGAGAAUGAUGCCUCAGUUGACGAGACGUCCUCCAGUGCCUCCUGCUCCACAGAGCCACAGACCCGACUGAGUCGAUCCUCACAGUCAGGAAGACAGAGGAAGAAAGCUGUAAUGAUGCCUCGUGUGGUUCUGACUCCACUCAAGGUCAACGGUGAACACGUCCCAUCAGGAGCUGCGGGGAGGCGCAGGGAAGGGUCUAGGGGGGGUCCAGGCCCGACACUUCGAGCCCGCUCCGAGCUGGGUUGGAAACGUCCCCAGCACUUCAAGAGCAUGCGUGGCCUUCGUUCAGGACCUAUGAAGAGGAGUCGGGGCGGUGUAGAGGUGGACUUUGAAACUCCAGGAUCGAUCUUGGUCAACACCAACAUCCGUGCACUGAUUAACACUCGCACGUUUGCGCUGUUUCCCACUCACUCCCAGCAACAGCUCCUCCAGCUUCUUCCAGAAGUGGAUAGACAGGUUGGUCCAGAUGGUAUGGCUCGGCUCAGUAGUUCAGCACUGAAUAAUGAGUUUUUCACUCAUGCCUCUCAGAGCUGGAAAGAGAGACUCGCUGAAGGUGAAUUUACACAUGAGAUGCAAGUUCGCUUUAGACAAGAGAUGGAGAAGGAAAAGAAAGUGGAGGUGUGGAAGGAGAAGUUCUUUGAGGAAUAUCAUGGACAGAAGUCUGGCCUGACACCUGAGGAGGCACUGAAGCUCACAAUGAGUGAUUCUGGAGAUGUUUCUGAAGCCGUUCUGGGGGCUGAUGCUGCUGUGGCAACACCCAAGAGGAGAGGCGUUGGAAGGCGGCGGAGAGAGGGUCGUAUUAGGAGACGAUCACGUGCUGACCUCAGACGCAGGGCCCGGCGCCCACUCAGCAAGGCUGCUCCGGCAGCAGCGGCUCAAGAGGAGGAAGAGGAAGAAGAUCAGGCUGCAUUGGAUGUUACACCUGCUACACCUGCGUCACCUGUGCCAGAGACUGCUACGGUCCAAGGAGAGGUCAUCCUUCCAGCAGAUCCAGAAGUGGAAGAACCCCUCACCCCUGCAGAACCCCCUUGUCCAGAGGUGGCAGCCCCCUCGCCUGCUCCUGCAACCACUCCUGUUCCCACUUCAGCGAGUUCAGUCUGCGACGAGCCAGAAGCUUCCACCCGCCUGCUGCCUGAAGUUGUUGAGCCAGCUGUUGCCUCCACCUCCUCGCCAUCUUCCUCCUCUUCCUCAACGUCAUCAUCCUCCUCUCCUUCCUCAUCGCCUUCCUCUACCUCCGACCGGCAAGGCGCCUUCGCUGCCAGCUCAGACUCAUCGUCAUCAUCGUCCUCUUCCUCAUCGUCAACUGCUGCUGUGGCCACCGACCCUCUCGACGACGGAGCCUCAGUCAUCACCACUGGUACAGCCGGCACUGGGGCAAGCAGCAGGGAAAGCAGCCCAUCAGCAAGUCCCGCUACAGCCAGCCCUGCUCUUCAGCUCAAGGAUCAGAAAAGGAGACCCGACGAGUCCCAGGCCUACACCAGCUUCCCCGAGAAAAGGGCGCGGCUGGAUGAGCGUCAGUCCUUUCGUAACACAGUUGACCGUGUGCACUCAGAAAAGCCGCAGCCGACAACCGAGGAGCCCAAGGUCCCGCCAAUCCGGAUUCAGCUCUCCCGGAUCAAACCGCCCUGGGUCAAAGGGCCAACGUACCAAAUCUGUCCCCGCAUCGUGCCCCCCAACGAGGGGUCGCGGCGCUGUGGGACGGGGGCGCGCACCCUGGCGGACAUCAAGGCCCGCGCCCAGCAAGCCCGUGCACAGCGGGAAGCCGCUGCUGUUGCUGCAGCCACUGGGGACGGGCCAGGGCCUGGGGGGGGCGGCCCGGGGGGUGGUACUGGGAUACCGGAUCGCUCCAGCGGGAGGCGUUCGAGAGAGCACCCGGGUCCCAUUGAACCUGGAGGAGGAGGAGGAGGAGGAGGAGGAGGAAGACGAGGAGGAGGAGGAGGAGGAGGAGGAAGAGGAGGAGUUGAUGUGGAGGAACAGGAAUCGCCUGCGAGCUCUCAUUCGUCUGGAGCACAAUUACAGCUAUCCAAUGUAGAGACCUCAGAAAAGCCUCAGGCUUCAACCCCACAGGCUGUGCCAUCUCCUUCCUCUGUAUCCUCUAAUCCUUCAGUGCUGCUAUCUGAGUCACCUAAAACCCCUACACCCUCACCACCUGAGACAGACAGUCCAGCCUCCCAGGACCAGGUGGAGGAAAUCUGUGGUGUAGAGGAGGUGGCCACUUGCUCUAGUGAUAAAGCCUCUGAACAGACCUUGGACACUCCAGUGCCUACUCCAAGUGAGCCAGAGUCUGUAAGCAGUCACCAAGAGGUCAGGGGUGAAGAAGCAGAUUCUAGUGACAGCCAAACAGUGACUCCUAGUUAUACACCAGUGCCCAGUGAAGCCGUUAAUCUGGUUCCCACAUCCAUACCUGAUUCGCUGCCUAGGUUUGGUGCUCAGGGUGUUGAUGUGAUCAGAACCCUUGCAGCAUCAUCCCAGUCUUGGGAAGGUGAACAGAAGCAGAACGAACAUCGCUCUGGUACAACUGGCGUCAUCCAGCAUGGCUCAGAUGUCAAAGGCCCCAAAGAGACUCUUGUUACAGCCAGAAAUGGUUUCAUUGAGGGUUCAGAGGAGCUUGGAGGAGUAAGACAGAGAAUUUUGCAGGAGCAUAAGGCUGAAGAUAUUGAUGCUGAUAGUAAAUAUGGAACGAGCUAUGAAACGCCUCCCCCUUGUCAUCCAGAUCGAAUCGGAGAGGAAGACACUGGGAUGCACAGUGAUUCCACAGAGACUGCAUCAGAUUUUGAGAACGAAACUCAAGAGGAUGACACAGUGGACUGGCCUAGAACAGUGGACCAUAAUGGAGUGCAGGCUCAGAAUACAAAAUCCCAAAAUCAGCCUGUCAUUCAGACACCAAGUCGUAUUACCUCAUGCACUUUGAGCCCUCCACAGCACCAGCAACCAGUCAUUCAGGCCCAUGUUUCCAACCCUGCCCAUAGUCAGACAGUCAUUCAGGCUCGUUUUCCCAAUGGCAUGCCAAACCAGCCAGUAAUUCAGUCCCAGAAGCAACACACAAUCCGCCAUUCCCAAGAACAAAACUCCAAUGCCUUGACCCAGGCCCAUGUGCAAUCGUACCUCACACAGGGAGAGAAUGACCAAAGCAGAGCUCCUCAAAGUCUGAAUGAGAACAGCAAUGGUGGCAAGCCAUUUAUCCCGGAGGAGGAUUCGAAACCAUUCAACAGAGGACCUGCCGAUGAUCUCGGAUUUAAAAACUCUGCCAUUGCUGCUGCGAAGAGGGCUCAAAGCUCUGUACGACCUGUGUCGUCUGUGGAGGCUAACAACCCCCUAGUUACUCAGCUUCUUCAAGGCAGCUUGCCUUUAGAGAAAGUAUUACCCCAGCCUCACUCUGUUAGUAAACUGGAGAUAAAUCGACUUCCAGGGACACCACCGGGCCUGCCAUCCAACCGCCAGCCUGGAGGACCUCCCAGGACCCUGGCUCCCUCUGCUCGAGUGUCUCCAGGGCCUGUACGGAAUUAUGGUGCAUCUCCUCCUGGCGCUGCACCAGCUCGAAUGACCUAUUUGUAUGAGGAGUCCGGCUCCCGUGGCACGGUUGUCCAACAGUUUGUUCCUCAGCAGCCAGGAAGCACUGCGCCUCCUGGUGCCGUACCAGUCAUUACCCCCCUGCCCUCCACAUCCUCCACCUCUCGGCCAGUGGACGUUAAUUCUCAGAGCGCUCCUUCUGGAGCGUUGGAAUCGGCCGUUAUCAAAGAGCACCCCACACCUCAGCCUUCACGGGGUGAAACUCCAGAGAGGCCGACGUCUGGUUUUCAGCAGCACUCCUCCAGUAACCUCCCCCAGGCCAUGUGCAGAACCAUACCUGAUGCUCCUUCUCCUCCACAGGGUGACCUCUGUCUAUCUGAAGUUGUACCUACGGUUAAGAUCAGCUGGCACCCAUCCAAAUUACACCCCCCACACCCCCCACAACCACCUCAGUCCUAUCAACAGCAGCAGCAGCUCUCUCUUGCAGCUAGUGUGAAGAACGAGGUCUCUUCACGCCCCUCUUGCCAGCAAGCUCUCACCAAAAAUUUACAGUCUCCAAUCAGUGGCAACGGCUCUGUUGUAGUAGUAACCAAAAGAGAGCCUCCGAGCUCUAUGGACAGUUAUGUGAGCGGAGGAGGAAGUGGAGGAGCAAUGGAAGGACUGCUUAACAUGGAAAUGUCUCUGGCAAGAAUGGCGAAAAAAGAACAAGGCAAAAACCCUUACGUUCGACAAACGGACUCCUCGUCUCCUUCCUCUACCUCUGCUUCAUCUCUCCCCUACCAUCUGUACGGAAAGCUGCCUAAGCUGCAGCAGAGUGGAGGUGGUGUCUUGAGUGGAGGCAACGGAGGAUCUGCCGGCUUCAGCUACACGGCUAACGUGUCUGUAGUGGACAGUAGUGGCUUCUCCCGAAGCAUAGCGGACAGCGUGCUGCAGCUGCGGCCACGCGUCGGCAUCGGGAACGCUGGAAGCCAGAGUGCUACUCUUAGCAUCCAGGCGUUUGCCGACAGCGCCGCAGAAGAAGUGGCCCUUAAGUGUUCCUGCCGUCUCAAGGCCAUGAUCAUGUGCCAGGGGUGCGGUGCAUUCUGUCACGAUGACUGCAUCGGCCCCUCCAAACUCUGUGUUUCUUGUCUGGUGGUCAGAUAGUGUGUUACAGAACCUCCAAACUGAGCCUAAAGGUCAAAGCCAAUGCGCUGGCCUCCGCAGACUUGGGUCCUUCACCCUUGAUGAUGAUAAAUCAGAGAUUUUUUCAGACUCGAGCGAGCGAAGAACAUGAGGUAGGACUUGUAUCAUUACAAGCCAGAUUUUUGGUGAUGGUCAAGGUGAAACAAAGGGGCUGAAAGAUGCCCUGCAAGAUAAAUUUCAGUCUGUAUUUUUGCUUCAUAUUUUUUCUAUUGCUGUUAUGAUGGUGUUACGAUGUGUAUUAUUGUUAAUUAUUAUUAUUAUUAUUAUUAUUAAUUAUUAUUAUUGUUAUUAUUAUUGGUAUUAAGUGAAUUUACAUGGCACGGUUGAUUGUAGAUUGUGCCUUUUCUUUAUACUUUUUCUUUUUUCCCCUUUCCCAACAAAACAUUUACCUCAUCUACUUGACACCAGUCAUCAGUUCAGUGUAAAAAUGGUGUUCAUGUUUGCGUUUUUCUCACUUGCCUCUCUGGACAAAAAAGAGUGGAGAGUUAUGUGCGUCUUGUCUUGCAAAGAAAUAUUUUUUUAAAUCAUUAAACAAGCAAAUUACUUUUUGUUAUUUUGUAAGUGCUUCCUUUCUUUUUAUUUUCUUAUCCAAAGUGAAGUCCAGUCUGUACUUGGCGGUUAAGCACAGUAUUCUAAUCUAAUAAAGCUGACAAUGAGCAGA